Molecule: messenger RNA, 1311 nt
Organism: Alternaria atra
Lineage: Eukaryota; Fungi; Ascomycota; Dothideomycetes; Pleosporales; Pleosporaceae
Exons: 2
Coding region: 1-1311 (436 amino acids)
Source: RefSeq, a predicted model, not a curated record
AUGACGCAGGCUGGUGGCAUCCACGCGCGUCUGAACAUGGGUUCAGAAUCACUUUCGUUGGUUUUCUCCAACGCUUAUGCGAUUGAAGACAACCCAGCUGAUAUGACAAGUCGCAACGGCCCGGAUACGCGUAGCACGCAACGCAACAAGACCUUCCACCCAGCUCAUGAACCCGUGAGACACGGGAAUGGCCUACGGCUCGAAAGCGAUCGCGUCACCGGCCCGAUACCUUUCCUCAACCCUACGCGAGCGUAUUACCGCCACGAUCAGCGCCCUGAUGUGCGAUACAAGUGGACUUCACGAAAUGACCGCAAAGGACGACAUGCAGUAGAUAUCCAAUCUAGCCAAGCCAACGCUUCGAUGAAGCACGUUACCCCACGCCCGACUACCUCCUUCCGUAGCGUUGCACGCAACAUCGGGCAUAUGCUCACAUAUUUUCCGAUAUGGGACGUAUCAUUCGACGUCGCCUUUGUCUUCACAAUAGGCAGUGUAAUAUGGAUAUGCAACGCCUUCUUCGUUUAUCUGCCGUUGGUGCAACCAAGUUCUGAAUUCGAGAACGAGGAAUUGUAUGGUGGAGGCAUAACCGCAUUUAUUGGAGUCACCGUUUUUGAAGUGGGGUCAUUCCUGCUCCUGGCAGAAGCUGUGAACGAGGGUAGAUCGGGAUGUUUCGGAUGGGCAGUGGAACAGGUUCUGUCGCGUGAAGAGGAGGGUGAAGAACGUGUAGCACUGCGACCGUCAAAGUCGCAUUGCACACACCAUCACAACAAACAGAAUUCAGUCAAGAACCGGCAGAUGACGCAACGAAAGUCCGAUCUGGCGCCCCAGGAGCGUUUGUGGGUCUGGUGGCCGUCAAAUGAAGAACUACGAACCCACUACGUUCACAAUCUCGGAUUCAUAGCCUCCUUGUCCCAGCUGCUCGGUGCAACAAUCUUCUGGAUUGCUGGUCUGACAGCGCUACCUGGCAUAUACAACCGGAUGUCGCAGACCCUUACCAUCAUCUUCUACUGGACUCCUCAAGUGCUUGGCGGUAUAGGUUUCGUCAUCUCAGGAGCUCUUUUCAUGAUCGAGACACAGUCCAAGUGGUGGAAGCCGGCUCCUCGGACACUUGGUUGGUGGGUCGGCGCUUGGAAUCUCGUAGGGGGUAUAGGCUUCACGUUGUGUCCUGUAUUUGGAUACGAUACCAGGAGCUGGGCGCAAUACCAGGCGUCUCUCAGUACUUUCUGGGGUAGUUGGGCCUUCAUGAUAGGAAGUACGCUUCAAUGGUACGAGAGCCUGGAGAAAUAUCCCGUGGAAGUUGACAGCACCAGGUAG